UUAUCUUUCAUGUAAAGGCUCUUCGGUGCUACACACGUGGAGAAGUUUAACACAUCGCUACCUCGCUGAAGAUUUGGAUCCAAAUCAAACAGAGGAUGACGAGUGAGGACGUGGAGCGGCUCCUGAUCCAGUUUCAGGAUGAGGAAGGGGAGGUUCUGGGUUCACCUUUUGAUGUGCCUCUAGACAUCACUCCAGACAAACUGCAGCUGGUCUGCAAUGCGCUGCUACAGAAGGAAGAGCCAGUACCACUGGCAUUUUUUGUGCGUGGCGAGGCUGAGGUGGUGUCCAGUCUGGGGUCUUGUGUGAAGGCUCUUGGGGUUGAGACAGAGCAGGUCCUGCCAGUUGUGUACCAGCCUCAGGCUGUGUUCAGAGUUCGAGCUGUGGCCCGCUGUACCAGCACACUACAGGGACACACAGAAGCUGUCAUCUCAACUGCUUUCAGCCCCACCGGCAAAUAUCUGGCCAGUGGUUCAGGUGAUACCACAGUGCGUUUUUGGGACUUGGCAACUGAGACGCCCCACCACACUGCCAGAGGACACACACACUGGGUAUUGAGCAUCGCCUGGUCACCCGAUGGCAAGAAACUGGCUUCAGGGUGCAAGAACAGUCAGAUCUGUCUUUGGGAUCCAGUGACGGGUACACAGAUGGGAAAGACUUUGACAGGACACACCAAAUGGAUCACUUGGCUCUGCUGGGAACCUCUACAUCUUAACCCAGAGUGUCGGUACUUAGCCAGUAGCUCUAAGGACGGGUCAGUACGUAUCUGGGACACAGUGUUGGGACGCUGCGAGAAGAUCCUGACUGGACACACUCAGUCAGUCACCUGUGUGAAGUGGGGAGGAGAUGGACUUCUGUACACUUCUUCUCAGGACAGAACGGUCAAAGUCUGGAGAGCCAAAGAUGGUGUCCAGUGCAGGACUCUGCAGGGACACGCCCACUGGGUGAACACCCUGGCUCUCAGCACAGACUACGUCCUGCGCACUGGCGCUUUUGAACCCGCAACUGCCACUGUCAACCUGCAGGACCUCACCGGAUCAUUGGAAGAGAUUAAAGAGAAAGCCUUGCAGAGAUAUAACAAAGUCAGGGGUUCAGCUCCAGAGCGCUUGGUGUCUGGCUCAGAUGAUUUCACCUUGUUCCUGUGGAACCCUGCAGAAGACAAGAAGCCUCUGGCCAGGAUGACCGGCCACAGCGCCCUAGUCAACGAAGUGCUCUUCUCCCCAGACACCAGGCUCCUCGCCUCAGCCUCGUUUGACAAAUCCAUCAAAAUCUGGGACGGACGCACUGGAAAGUACUUAAUGUCCCUGCGUGGCCAUGUGGCAUCUGUGUAUCAAGUGGCGUGGUCAGCAGACAGCAGGCUGCUGGUCAGCGGCAGCAGCGACAGCACGCUGAAAGUUUGGGACAUCAAGACAGGAAAGCUCAACAUGGACCUACCCGGUCACGCUGAUGAGGUUUAUGCAGUGGACUGGAGUCCUGAUGGACAAAGAGUGGCCAGCGGCGGGAAAGACAAAUGUCUCCGAAUAUGGAGGAGAUAGCCUCACCUCUGUCCUCCUUCCUAACGUUGGCAGAGGAUUCACAUCUUCUCCUGUCAAGAACCGUGACAGCUGGAACAAGGGUGGCUAGACUGUUCCCAAUCCCCCAUUUUGGCUUUAUUACACUGUCUGGCAAAAGUGGCAUUGUGUCAGGGAGCUCUAGUCUGGUCAUGAUGGAAAAGCCCUGGUUAACAUUAAUGACUGUAAAGGUGUCAAGCUCAAUGGAAAUGUAACAUAGGAGACUUUAUAUUCAUGGCAACCUCCAUCCAUUGAGAUGACUGCGAAUAGAGGUUGUACUGUAAUAUGUAUUUCAGCGUUAGGGUUCCCAUUCAUGUACAUACUGUUUUGUACACAUCAGGAGUCUUGACACGUAAAGACCUUUCUCCCAGAUGCAGAAACCACAAACACGGUUAUGUAUUUAAAAAUGAAUACGUAACCAAAUUCUUUAAUAUCUGAAUACAGUGUAUAUUCUAACCAACGCGUCAGGAAAACAGAUAUUUCUCAGCUUGAUGUUUGUCCCCUCCUUCACCUUACGCGUCACUAGAUGAACUAUAUCCUGUAAGUGACAGGUGCACUGGGGAGGCAACAGGUGGGCGCGCUAAUACUUCCCUUCUGUGAUGUUAAUGCCGACGGUGCUCGCCCUGCUCCUUCAGCCUUUAAUCUCUUCUGUCCUGCGGUCAGCAAAGCCUCAACCUGCUGAUUUUUCUCCUGCCUGUGCGCGCGAAGCCAAGUGGCACCAGCUCGGGACUGCUUGAUUCGCAUCCCAGUGUGGAACAACCAUGUUUCACCACUCCGGUUAAAAUGCUGUGUUCUGCAUCCAGCUGGCUCUAUGUGAAUAUUUAACACGAAUAAAUAUUUACGUCAGUUUUUAAAUCCACUUUCAAUUAAUUGUCAGAUUCUAUGUAGAAAAUCAUUAAGAAAAUAAAUAACAGCAACUCUCGCUGUUUGUCACUCAACAGAUAAAUGUUUGGUUCAGUUGUUGUACAUCAGUGAAUGCUUUUGUUUUAAGAAGCAGCCUUUGUAUGUUGCUGGACAUUUUGCUGGAGGUAGAAUUUACUCCAAAUUAUAUUCACACAAACAUACAUCCCACCACAGUAUCUACAUCUUAUUCUUCAUUUUAUUAAUCUGACGUCUUGACACACAUUUUCCAUCACACAAAUCAGGUUUAUUAAGUUCAAGUUUAUUGAGACCAGUGAAACCAUGUUAUUUCUAAUUAUGUUUCUACAUAUGUUUCUACAUCUGAGUUUUAAAUCAUACUUUCCAGCACUGAUGUUUUUGAACAAUUUUUUUUAUUUUCCUGAUGUCAUACCGACAUAUUUCAGUUUUCCUUCAGCACAAAUAAAUUCUUCAAUUUGCUUUAGAGGAAGAUCCUCUGAAAUGUGAAUGAUUACUCCAAAUUCGAUAUGCUGUACCAUGAGGUGCACAUGCUGUUUGCCUGUUGAUGAAAAGCAGAAACAUACGGUAGGAUUGUGCUUUUGUUAAUGAAACCACAAUGGCAGAGACAUAAGGAUUAAACAGUAUUCUGCUGCUCCUGAUUUAAAAUGUAGUACAGAUUUGCCGAAAUUGGGGAUUUCACAUUGGAGAUUCUACUGAAGUAGUUUGGCAAAGAGGAUUAAAAAGGCCUCUGUGCAAUGUCAUCGAGCCUCUGACACAUCUGCUUCCCCUUUGUUGGAGUUAAACAUAUGUAAACACUGUUAGACGAGACUGAACACCUUCAAAGACGGGGCUUAUUAACAAUUUCAUCAGUUAGCGUACGAAGAGCUCACGAUGCAGGUUAGCAUGAGGUAAACAAAGAAUAUUUAAAGUGACAUAAUAUCUGACGAGGGGGAA
Molecule: messenger RNA, 3359 nt
Organism: Seriola dumerili (greater amberjack)
Lineage: Eukaryota; Metazoa; Chordata; Actinopteri; Carangiformes; Carangidae
Gene: nle1
Product: notchless homolog 1
Exons: 13
Coding region: 96-1532 (478 amino acids)
Biological process (GO): ribosomal large subunit assembly; Notch signaling pathway
Cellular component (GO): nucleolus
Molecular function (GO): protein binding
Source: RefSeq, a predicted model, not a curated record